This is a messenger RNA of Cicer arietinum (chickpea), 1841 nucleotides long. Its product is annotated as PAN domain-containing protein At5g03700. NCBI's taxonomy places the organism in Eukaryota, Viridiplantae, Streptophyta, Magnoliopsida, Fabales, Fabaceae. The record is from RefSeq and is a predicted model, not a curated record.
UGAUAUGAUUAACAAAAAAAAUGUUGAUAUGAAUAACAUCGUGUAUUGAUUCAUUUGCAAAUUUUUUAAGCCAAAGUUAACAACAACAUGAAAGCUAAAAACCUUUUUGAGAGUGUGAGGUGGGUCUUACAUAGUUUCUUUAAUCAUGCUUACCACAAUAUUCAAAACCCAUUUCUCAAAUACAUCAAAUAUUUAUUCUAAAAAAGAAAAAACAAAACUUGUUGCUACUAAUGAAGCUUUUUUUCCCUUUCCUUUUCUUUGUUCUUCUGUUCAAUUAUUUUGCAUUUUCUGAAUCUGAUGUUGGUGUUGGAUACAAAUUUAUGGUUGUAGUUCCUAUGAAGUAUGAUGUUGGUUUCAUAGGAAGUGGUUUUUUUAUGGAGACUAAUGAGACAGAACCAAAUUUCAGAGUUGCAUUGAGCAUUGAAGGUGUUAAUGGGAAAUAUUCAUGCUCAUUGCGAGUUUUUGUUGGUGAUGUUAAGGUUUGGGAUUCUGGUCAUUACUCCAAGUUUUAUGUUACUGAGAAAUGCUUGGUAGAGUUUACUAUGGAUGGUGAUUUAAGGCUUAAAGGUCCUAAUGAAAAAGUUGGAUGGAAAACUGGGACUUCAGAACAAGGUGUGAAGAGAUUACAAAUCCUGAAGACAGGCAACCUUGUGCUUUUAGAUGAACUCAACAAUAUAAAAUGGCAAAGUUUCAACUUUCCAACUGAUGUAAUGCUCAGAAGCCAGCAACUCGACAUCGCAACUCGAUUGACAUCGUCGCGAACCAACUCAAGCUUGUUCUACUCUUUUGAAAUUGAAAACAAUAAGGUUGCUCUAUAUGUGAACUCUGGUAAGUUGAAAUAUUCUUAUUGGGAAUUUCAACCUUCUAUGAAUAGAAGUAUUACAUAUAUUAAGCUAAGUUCAAAAGGGUUGUUAUUUUUUGAUGUCAAGUACAAGAAAAUAGCACAAAUUCCAUCUCAAAGUAUUCAUCCAAUAAAGUUUUUAGCACUGAAAAAUGAAACAGGAAAUUUUGGACUUUAUUACUACUCAUCUGAGAAAUCAAAGUUUGAGGCUUCAUUUCAAGCACUUAACAGAACAUGUGAUCUUCCAAUUUCUUGUAAACCUUAUGGUAUAUGUACAUUUUCCAAUACAUGUUCAUGCAUUCAGCUUUUUACAAAUGAUGACAGAAAGGGUAGUAGUUCUGAUUGUAAUGAAGGAUUUUCUGGAGGGUUUUGUGGCGGUAUAGAAGCAGAAAUGUUGGAAAUUGAUAAUGUAAAUAGUGUGCUCAAAGGUGUUACUGAAAUCAUCAAUGUUAGCCGUGGAACGUGCUCUGAUUUAUGCUUACAGGACUGUAAAUGUGCUGCUGCUUUGUAUAUUAGGAACGCGAGCGCGGCCGCGGCCGAAUGUUAUCUUUAUAGACUAGUCCUUGGUCUCAAACAGGUAGAUGAAGGAACAGGAUUUAGUUAUAUGGUUAAAGUUCCAAAGGGAAGUGGUAGAUAUGAUGAGAAGCAUAAUGUGAAAAGAUGGAUAUUUGUAGUAGUAGGAGUUUUUGAUGGUUUUAUUAUUUUGAUUCUUGUUGGAGGUUUUGGUUAUUGGUUGAUCAAAAGGAGAAGUCAUAGCUUGAAUUCAUGAUCAAGAACUUCAUGAGGAAGUUAAGUUCAGGUUUAACUUUUGAAUUCAUUUGUGGAAAAAUAAAGAAAGAAAAAAGAUAUAGAAAUGAUUUAUUUUGACAUGUAUACAUAAUUUUGGUUGAGAUUGACAUUCAUAGAUCAUCCAACUAAUUGAAAAUGCUGCUUAUUUGUAGCUUAUACAAAGCUUUAUCUAUAAGUGAUGAAAACAGAAAUGUGAACUUUUUUAGAGUAA